GUUCACUACGUAGACGACAUAUCACACAGUGCGCUCCAAUAAUCAAGUUGUUUCUGCUGUAUCCAGUGAGAUAUAUAGUUAGUUGUAGUAUAAAGAUUUAAUUUUAUUGAGUUUAAUCUGUUGUUUUUCCAGUUUCUUGUUUUUUUUCAUUUUUGUAUUCCUUCCUGUGUCUGCUCUUCAGUCUGCAGUAUCAGUGCCGCGGAGGAGCGAGGCCUGUCUGGCCAAAUUGCCAGACUUCAAAUGUCAAUUUAUGAUUUGAGUCACCGACUCGAACAUUAUGCAAAAACAAUGGAGCAGCUUGUUAAUGCAGCAGCUGUUAGAAGUGCUGGUAUUGAUGAAGAAACAUCGUCGGAGAUGACGCUUCCUCUAAGAAGCAUGGAAGAUUUCCAAUCAUUGGAAAUGGACAUGAAGAACGGGAGGAAAAAAUCGUUUAUAAAGUACAUGAGGAGAGUGGGGGGCGCUGAUAUUGGCCAAUGUGUCAAUAACAUAUUCCGUCGAUUGAUGAUUGAUGAGCUGGCCAUGCAAUUUUCAUACACUGGCCGUACUUCAAAUGGCAACACAAAAACUCCAUUCCAUGGGAGUGAAAUAUCUAAAUGCAUACUGAUUGCUGUUCAAACGUUGUUUGGAGAAAUUGCAACGGAGGUGAAAUAUGGACUGUUGGCGUCUAAAUGGCUCCAACAAGCCAGAACGAGGGUGUUGAGAAGGACCAAGAGCAGAGAGACUGAUGAAGCUCAAAUCGAGGACAAUAACAUUUGAAAGUGAAAAUAAAGUAGUAGUAUAAGUAGUACCGUAGUUUUUGUAAUAUUUAAUUAAAAUCUCUGCAUUCUAUUGAAAA
This is a messenger RNA of Nilaparvata lugens (brown planthopper), 835 nucleotides long. RefSeq lists its product as uncharacterized. The transcript is spliced from 5 exons. Lineage: Eukaryota; Metazoa; Arthropoda; Insecta; Hemiptera; Delphacidae. The coding region runs from base 241 to 756 and encodes 171 amino acids. The record is from RefSeq and is a predicted model, not a curated record.